AUGCAGCGAAGCCUUACCUUGGUCUUUGUCAGUUUUUGUGUUGGGUUUUGCUCUGGUUCAAGUUUUCCAAGUAAUAUAAAUAUAGGUGAGUAUUAUCAACACGGAAUGCUUAUUAUAUCACUACUGCCUCUUGUAAGUUUGACAUCUAAACUGCUGCGUAAUUCCAAAGUUGCAAGACAGUCCCCAUUCUUCUUAUUUUGUAAUAGGCUACAUUCAAAUAAUCGUUGUUUGAUGACAGUUGAUGUGCACCCUCUUCAAUGAUGGCCUUUGUCUUUCACACAGGGGGAUUGUUCCCAACGGGCUCCCACGAAUAUGAGGUUUUUCGGUUUGCACUCUCUCAUCACCAGGAUAUCCCCAAACUGGUACCACAAGUGGACAUG
Coregonus sp. 'balchen' is the source of this 380-nucleotide messenger RNA. The record is from the annotation of a GenBank genome assembly. NCBI's taxonomy places the organism in Eukaryota, Metazoa, Chordata, Actinopteri, Salmoniformes, Salmonidae.